Molecule: messenger RNA, 531 nt
Organism: Perkinsus marinus ATCC 50983
Lineage: Eukaryota; Perkinsozoa; Perkinsida; Perkinsidae
Product: leucyl-tRNA synthetase, putative
Exons: 5
Biological process (GO): leucyl-tRNA aminoacylation
Molecular function (GO): ATP binding; leucine-tRNA ligase activity
Source: RefSeq, a predicted model, not a curated record
AUGGCUUAUUACACUAUCGCCCAUCUGCUGCAGGGAGGCGUCCUUGACGGCUCUGGUAACCAUCCUCUUGGCAUUGAUGCUGAGCAGAUGACUGAUGCUGUUUUCGAUUAUAUCUUUGAUCUUGCUUCUGAGCCCCCAGCUGAUUGUGCCAUUUCCCGGGAGAGUCUCGAUAAACUGAAGAGAGAGUUCAACUACUGGUACCCUAUGAGUCUGAGGUGCAGUGGUAAGGAUCUGAUCCCGAAUCACUUGACUAUGUGCCUGUACAGUCAUGCAGCUAUCUGGGAAGACCGACCGGACCUUUGGCCUCAAGCCUUCUUCACCAAUGGUCAUGUGAUGGUGGAUGAUGAGAAGAUGUCGAAGUCUCGCGGUAACUUCCUCACGCUGGACCAGGCUUGCGGGGAGUUCUCGGCCGACGCGACUCGUCUGGCUUUGGCUGAUGCUGGUGAUGGUCUUGAGAAUGCUAACUUCAAGAGGAAGACGGCUAAUGACAGUAUUUUGUCUCUUACUACCUUCGAUAAUUGGGCCACUGAG